AUGUCGAACCUCAACUCGUGGGAGGACGACCCCGCUGCUCAGGAUGACAACCUGGCGCAGCAGGCAGGACAAAUGAACCUGGGCAACAACCAGCAGGCCGGACGUGGUGGCUUCCGACCGGGCGUCUCCAGCUUCCAGCCCGGAGCACAGUCUUUCCAGCCCGGAGCGCAAUCAUUCCAGCCAGGACAGCCCUACGGCGGAGGCUUUCAGCAAUACCAGCAACCGCAGCAAUACUAUAACCAGGGCUACGGCCAGGUCUAUGGCCAGGGCGGCUACGGUCAGCAGGGCUAUAAUCAGGGCUACGGCCAAGUCUACGGUCAAGGCAGUUACAACCAGGGUUACGGCCAGUACCCUGGUUACCAGCAGCAGCAGCAGCAGCAGCAACAGCAACAGCAACAGCAGGCUCCAGCUUCCCAGCAGCAGCCCGCUCCCACUCAGCCCAAGGCCACCCCUACGAUCGCCAAGAGGCCGGCUGACGGAGCCUCCUCGGCCGAUGCGCCUAAGCCCGUCGCAACCAAGGAGGGCGGGGCCAAGGUUCUGAGCAUUGGAGCGGAGACGGCGAAGCCCAAGGCCAAGGUUCUUUCGAUCGGCGGCACGGCAGCUCCCAAGGCGGAGCCCAAGAAACAGGAGGCCAAGGAGGCGGAGAAGGCUGAGCCCAAGGCGGCAGCGGCAGCGGCAGCGGCUGGAGCCGAGGCUGGAGCCAAGGUCACCGCGGCCAAGGCGAUCGAAAAGACGACGGGGACCGACAAGACCACAUCGAGCGGGAAGACCUCGCCGACCCCGUCCUCAGGGCGCUCUAGCCCGUCCCGCGGAGCCAAGUGCCCUGCUCGUGAUGUCGACGCCGUCCAGAAGGAGCAAGCUGCUGAUGUCGACGAGGACACCCUCAAGGAGAUUUACGGCAAGGAGCACGUCAACAUUAUCUUCAUCGGCCACGUCGAUGCCGGAAAGUCAACUCUCGGUGGCUCCAUCCUCUACGCCACCGGUAUGGUGGACCAACGCACACUCGACAAGUACAAGAGGGAAGCCAAGGACAUGGGACGUGAGACCUGGUAUCUGUCUUGGGCUCUGGAUUUGACCAACGAAGAGCGUUCCAAGGGCAAGACCGUCGAGGUUGGCCGUGGCUACUUCGAGACCGACAAGCGGCGGUACAGUAUCCUCGAUGCCCCCGGUCACAAGACGUACGUCCCCAACAUGAUUGGCGGUGCCUCACAAGCGGAUGUCGGUAUUCUGGUCAUCAGUGCCCGCAAGGGCGAGUACGAGACAGGUUUCGAGAAGGGUGGACAGACCCGUGAGCACGCUAUGCUUGCCAAGACCCAGGGUGUCAACAAGCUCAUCGUCGCCAUCAACAAGAUGGACGACCCUACGGUCAACUGGUCGCAGGAGCGCUACAAGGAGUGCACCACCAAACUAUCUCAGUUUCUCAAGGGUACUGGUUACAACCUGAAGACGGACGUCUUCUUCAUGCCCAUCGCUGCCCAGCAGCUCAUGGGCAUCAAGGACAGGGUCCCCAAGGGCGUCGCCGACUGGUACGACGGCCCCUCCCUGCUCGAGUACCUCGACAACAUGCAGACCCUGGAGCGGAAGCUCAACGCCCCCUUCAUGAUGGCCAUCAACGGCAAGUACCGCGACAUGGGCACCAUGGUGGAGGGCAAGAUCGAGGCCGGCGUGGUCAAGAAGGGCAUGAGCCUCGUCAUGAUGCCCAACAAGCAGUCGGUCGAGCCGGCGGCCGUGUACGGCGAGACCGAGGACGAGAUCCCCAUCGGCCAGUGCGGCGACCAGGUGCGCAUCCGCCUACGCGGCAUCGAGGAGGAGGACAUCCUGCCGGGCUUCGUGCUCUGCUCGCCCAAGCGCCUGGUGCACUGCGUCAAGGCCUUCGAGGCGCAGAUCCGCAUCCUCGAGCUCAAGAGCAUCCUGACGGCCGGCUACAACUGCGUGCUGCACGUGCACUCGGCCAUCGAGGAGGUCACGUUCGGCGCGCUGCUGCACAAGCUGCAGAAGGGCACCAACCGCAAGAGCAAGCUGCCGCCCUCCCACGCCAAGCGCGGCGACAGCAUCAUCGCGCGCAUGGAGGUCACCGGCGGCGCCGGCGCGGUGUGCGUCGAGCGCUUCGAGGACUACCCCCAGAUGGGUCGCUUCACGCUCCGUGAUCAGGGUCAAACCAUUGCCAUUGGCAAGAUCACCAAGCUCAUCCUUGAGGAGUAA
This is a messenger RNA of Thyridium curvatum, 2202 nucleotides long. RefSeq lists its product as uncharacterized. The coding region runs from base 1 to 2202 and encodes 733 amino acids. Gene Ontology annotation, biological process: nuclear-transcribed mRNA catabolic process, deadenylation-dependent decay; translation; translational termination. Lineage: Eukaryota; Fungi; Ascomycota; Sordariomycetes; Thyridiales; Thyridiaceae. The record is from RefSeq and is a predicted model, not a curated record. Gene Ontology annotation, cellular component: translation release factor complex. Gene Ontology annotation, molecular function: GTPase activity; translation release factor activity; GTP binding. The transcript is spliced from 3 exons.